UACAUUAGUCCACGUGUCUCUUUGAUUUGAUGCCACGUGUAAAAGCGUGUCCUGAUCUCUAACUAUGAAACACACGCUGUUCAAGAUAUUAUAUCAUUGACCAAUCUUCCAAAAAAAAUAAUUCAGCUAUAAAUGCUUUGUUCUUCAGCUAAAAAUCUCAAAUAUCUAAGGCAAUUUGCUUCAAUUCUAAGGCCAACCCAUUUGGAUUCAGUAUCAAAUCUUGCUGUUUCUCAUUUUUCUAAGCCCAUCCAUACAGUUUUACCCCAUUCUUUAUCUCCUCCUGUUGUUGCUCCUAAAGCUUUUGAGUUUUUGGGUUUGAGAUUGAAUCGUAACAUGGCUAGCCAAUCCAACAAGCCUCAAUCUGUUUAUGACUUCACUGUCAAGGAUGCUAAGGGCAAGGACGUUGAUCUCAGCAUUUACAAGGGAAAGGUUCUUAUCAUUGUCAAUGUUGCAUCACAGUGUGGCCUGACUAAUUCAAACUACACCGACAUGACGGAGUUAUACAGAAAGUACAAGGACAAAGGUUUGGAGAUUCUCGCAUUCCCUUGCAACCAGUUCGGUGGGCAGGAGCCUGGAAGCAUCGAAGAUAUCCAGCAGAUGGUUUGCACUCGCUUCAAGGCCGAGUACCCAAUAUUUGAUAAGGUCGAUGUGAAUGGCGAUAAUGCUGCUCCACUGUAUAAGUUUCUGAAAUCAAGCAAAGGUGGGUUCUUUGGUGAUGGUAUCAAGUGGAAUUUCUCCAAAUUCCUCAUUGACAAAGAAGGAAACGUCGUUGAUCGCUACUCUCCAACCACUUCUCCAGCUAGCAUGGAGAAGGACAUCAAGAAACUCUUGGGCGUUGCAUGAGCUCUGGGUUACGCUGUUUCUGCAUUUGGUGCUAGAAAUAACGAGCGUGUUAUAGCGAAUAAGCUGUUAUGUUUCAUGUAAUUUUCUUCUUGUUCAGCUGCUACUACGUUUUACUGCUUGUACAAUCUCAAUAAUCAACAUAUUUCUUAUUACACGUA
Molecule: messenger RNA, 1001 nt
Organism: Capsicum annuum
Lineage: Eukaryota; Viridiplantae; Streptophyta; Magnoliopsida; Solanales; Solanaceae
Product: probable phospholipid hydroperoxide glutathione peroxidase
Exons: 6
Coding region: 133-843 (236 amino acids)
Biological process (GO): response to oxidative stress
Cellular component (GO): cytosol
Molecular function (GO): glutathione peroxidase activity
Source: RefSeq, a predicted model, not a curated record